AUGGUGAAUAGAACAGCAGAUAAUGGUGGCCGUCCUGCUGCCUCUUCCUCUUUACCUACUGCUUCUGCUACUACUACUUCUGCCGCUCCUGUUGCUGCAUGUUACUUCACCUUCUGGUGUAGACCUUCCCGCCCAGGGUCCUGCCACCACCGUGCCCAGGGUCUUGCCACCACCGUGCCCAGGGUCCUGCCACCACCGUGCCCAGGGUCCUGCCACCACCGUGCCCAAGGUCCUGCCACCACCGUGCCCAGGGACUUGCCACCACCGUGCCCAGUGUCCUGCCACCACCGUGCCCAAGGUCCUGCCACCCACCGUGCCCAGGGUCUUGCCACCACCACCGUGUCAGGGUCUUGCCACCACCGUGCCCAGUGUCCUGCCACCACCGUGCCCAGUGUCCUGCCACAUGCCCAGGGUCCUGCCACCACCGUGUCCAGGGUCACACAUACCAUGCCCAGGGUCCUGCCACCACCGCGCGCCCAGGGUCUUGCCACCACCGUGUCAGGUCUGCCUGCACCUGCAUGCCCAGGGGUCCUGCCACCACCGUGCCCAGGGUCCUGCCACCGUGCCCAGGGUCCUGCCACCACCGUGCCCAGGGUCCUGCCACCACCGUGCCCAGGGUCCUGCCACCACCGUGCCCAGGGUCUUGCACCACCACCGUGCCCAGGGUCCUGCCACCACCGUGCCCAGGUCCUGCCAUCCCACCGUGCCCAGGGUCCUGCCACCACCAUUCGCAGGGUGCCACCGUGCCUAGGGUCCUGCACCGUGCCCAGGGUCCUGCCACCACCGUGCGGGUCCUGCCACCACCGUGCCCAGGUCCUGCCACCGUGCCCAGGGUCCUGCCACCACCGUGCACAGGGUCCCUGCCACCACUGUGCUUGGGGUCUUGCCACCACCGUGCCCAGGGUCCUGCCACCACCAUGCCCAGGGUCCUGCCACCACAGUGCCCCUAAGGUCCUGCACCACACCGCAUGCCCAGGGGUCCUGCACCCACUGUUGAGGUCCUGCCACCACCACCCCGUGCCCAGAUGCCACCCGUGCCCAGGGUCUGCCACCACCGUGCCCUAG
Messenger RNA from Homarus americanus (American lobster), 1065 nucleotides. RefSeq names its product nascent polypeptide-associated complex subunit alpha, muscle-specific form-like. NCBI's taxonomy places the organism in Eukaryota, Metazoa, Arthropoda, Malacostraca, Decapoda, Nephropidae. The record is from RefSeq and is a predicted model, not a curated record. The transcript has a single exon. Bases 1 to 1065 code for a protein of 354 amino acids.